AUGGCCGCCCGCGACGCCCUCGCGAAGGCCUGCGACCGCCUGGCUCAGGCCAUGGACACGGACCCACCGGAACCCCUCGCGCUGCCGGCGGCGCCGCCGCAGGCGAUCGACGGCGGGCCCGCGGCCGAGGCGAGGGCCCUGCCGGACCUCCUCGACGCGGCGCGGCCCUUGGACGCCUGGCUCGCGGCGGCGGCCCAGCGCGCCGAGGCGCGGCGCCUCGAGACGGGCGACGACCGCGACCGGCAAGCUCGAGAUUUGUACGCGGCCGCGGCGAAGCUGGCCGCCGCCGGGCUGCUGGAGCACGACCGCCCGGAGAUGGACGACGACGGCCCGAGGUCCACGGCCUGGAGCGCCUACGAGGCCACGCAGCGGACGGCGCGCGCGCGGCGCGAGGCCGCCGCGCGGGCGUGGCUCGAGGACGGCGCCAAGGACCAGGUGCGCUACUUCGCCGAGGGCGGCGCGUCGCGCCAGGCGCUGGAGGACGCGGACUGCGUCGAGGGCUGCAUCGCGCGGCUGGCGCGCGGCGACGCCGCCGCCGCCGCGCGCGCGGCGACGGCCGAGGCCUGCCGCGCGGCGGCCGCGGAGCGGGGCCGCUGCGUCGCGACGUGGCGCCUCGUCCGGGCGGGGCGGCUCGAGGCCGCCGCGGACCUGAACGAGGCCUGCGCGACGGGGGCCUGGCGCGCGGUCGCGCUGCGGGGCGGCGCGCCCUGGGGCUGCGCGGGCUUCGUGCGGGGCGGCAACCGGCGGCUGCGGCUCUGGCGGGAUAUUUGUCGGGAGCGCGCGGCCGCCGCGCUCGAGAGCUGCGAGGCGCUGCGGCUCCAUGGGGAGGCCGUCGCCGACGGCGUGCGCCGCGUGGCCACGGACGACCGCGCGGCGGACGCGCGCAGGGCCGCGCGCGAGCUGGGCGACGCCGCGGCGCACGAGGCGGCCGUGUUCGGGGCCUUGGCCGGCGACGCGUCCAUCGUCGAGCGGGCCCUCGGCGACGGCGCCGCCUGGGAGGACCGGGCCUGGGCCGCGCUGGCGUGCAGCGCGGCGCGCGACGCCGACGCCGCCGACGCGACGGCGCCCGCGGCCCUCGACGACGCGCCGACGGAUCCAUCGCGGGACCUGAAGCCCGCGGGCGGCCUGCCCGCCGUCCUGCGCCUGGCCGGCUCCGCGACGCAGGCGGCGGCGGCGGCGCUGGCUGCGGCCGGCGCGCGGGCCAUCCCUGAGGCGCUUGAGUCGCUCGACGGGGCGGUUGCCGCGCCCCUGGCCCUCGUGUGGCGCCGGAUUUAUGGAGACGACCCAAACGCGGACCGGGCGUGCGACGCCGUGUUGAGGGGCGAAGCGCAGCGCCUCUGCGACGCGGGCCACUGUGGGCUCGCGCCGACGUACGCGGGACUCAUCCACGAGGACUCGCUGCGCGUCGACGCCGGGGCGGCGGUCGCGGCGCUCGCGCGGGGCGAGGACGAGGUCACGGCGACGCGCGCCGCGCUGGACGCGAGCCUGGGGCCGCGCGACGCUGCCAAGGCUUGUAGGUUAGCCGUCGCGCGUGUCUUCGACGACGCCGAUUCAUUUCUCGAGAAGCGGCCGCUCCCGGCGGCGGACGCGGUGCGCGGCGUCAGUGAUGGCGACGCGCUGCGCGUGGCCGCGCUGCGCUUGUUGAAGCCGAAGCCCCUGGAGCUCGUCCGGGCCGCGAACGCCUUGUUGGCGGGCCACGGCGGCCAGGCCUUCGACGGGGGCGCGUGGGCCUGCGCGGACGCGAUCCUGGAAGCGGUGAGCGAUCAAGCGCUGGACGACGCGCAUUCACUAGCAAGGCACGGCGACGACGGCGCCGCGGCGGCCGUCGAGGCCCACCUCGGCUGGCGCUGCGCGCGGACGGCCGUCGCCGCGGCCGAGGAACUGACGGAGGACGCCCACGCUCGCGUCGUUGCCGCGCUGCAGUUUCCGCGCGUGGCCGGCGGCGACGUAGAGAUCCGGUGGCGGAGCGAGGCGGUGCUCGAGACGCGCCGGGCGCUGGCGGAGAAGGGCGCGGCCGUCGACGAGGGCUGGCUGCGGGGCGCGGACGCGCCGCUCGCGGGCGCCGCCGCCGCGUACCUCGCCGAGGUGGCUUUAGAUCACGCGCGGCGGGCCGGCGACGCGUCCGGCGACUUCGGUUGGUACGCGCGCGGGCUGCGCGUGGCGGACUACGUCGCGGCGCCCGACGCCGCGUUCGCGGGGGCCUUGUCCGUCGAGGACGCGCGGCGGCUGAUGGGCAAGCUGAAGGCCGUCGCCGUCGAAUGUCUCCGGGCGGGCGGCGGCGCGGGCGCGGAGGUGUCGAACGUGGGGCUGCGGGACGUGCGGUGGGAGACGGGACUCGCGGCGCCUCGUAUGGACUAA
Messenger RNA from Pelagomonas calceolata, 2358 nucleotides. The record is from the annotation of a GenBank genome assembly. NCBI's taxonomy places the organism in Eukaryota, Pelagophyceae, Pelagomonadales, Pelagomonadaceae.